UACUGUAAGCGCUGUAGGUGUGCGCAACAAUCGUCGAUCGUCGCCGUGCGUCGCAUCCCGCCUCAGUCAGUAACAGGCGUUCCAAGAUGGAAGGGCUCGGUGCGUACGGUGGCGGCAAGGCUGGCGGCGCAUUCGAUCCAAUAACGUUCGUGCAGCGGCCCCAAGUGAUCCUCCGAGCCGUCUGCUGGCUAUUCUCGAUCAUUGUCUUCGGCUGCAUAUCCUCGCAAGGCUGGCAGCUGAACCCGACAACCAACAAGGAGGUCUGCCUAUACAACGGCGACGCUAAUGCAUGCAACUAUGGUGUGGGCAUCAGCGUGAUUGCCUUCCUCGCUAGCAUGGGUUUCAUCGCCGGGGAGUAUCUCUUCGAACAAAUGUCCUCGGUGAAGACACGCAAGCACUACGUGCUUGGCGACAUGGGCUUCUCAGGAUUUUGGGCUUUCUUAUACUUUGUUGGAUUUUGGUAUUUGGCUAGUCAAUGGGGCAAGGCACCCGCGCCUAUCGGCGGAUACGGCGUCAAUAACGUCCAGGCAGCUAUCGCUUUCUCUUUUUUUUCAAUUUUCACCUGGGCCGGCUGUGCCUUGCUGGCGUUCCAACGAUUUCGACUCGGCCAUGACUCCGCAUUUGCUACGAACUUCGAGACAGACACCUCGAUGCCAACUGCGUACCCUUCGUACCCCGGGGGGCCGGACGACAACCAGUACCAGGAGCCGCCAUUUUCCGGCGGCGGCGGCGGUGGUGGCGGCAUGAAUCAGCGUGCUGCUGGGGACUUCUCGGCGCCGUCGUACUAAGCAGCGCAGCGAACACGUAAUGUAACAAAGAAACAACUGCCUCAAUACCUGAUUUUAAUUGGUCUUUAAACGGGAACCAUCACACGUUCGAAACAACCACUAAAACAACACCAUUCCUUUCUUUUCGUGUGUUCGCGGGAGCGAUGGUUUCGUUUCAUGCAUGCAUCCCGCAUAAUUGUUGAGAGUAUAACUUUAUUGAUGUACAGCUACACAUUAACCAGAUGAACGAUAUAAAUAUAGAUACAUGUAUAUUUCCGGCAUUCGGACCUGUCUCGCGAAAGUGCGAUGAAUGCCAAAUUCUGCAUUCAUGUCCACUGAUGAUAUUACGAGGCAGGCUCAAACUAGAACUUUCGAUACGGAAAUUCUCCGAGCAGCAUGCAAUCGAUUAAAUUUAUCAUCGCCAAGCUUACCCGUAGACAAAAUUGCAGCAGACGCAUUAACAGCCUAUACUAAGUAGAAAAGCGUAGAAAUCGUGACCACCAAGGGGUCGUGACAAAAGCGCGUAUGUUUUGCGUUUAUUUCUCGUCCGCGUUCUUUUAUUUCUGCAGCACUGCAGCAAUCGAUGUACGCGCCGUGGAAAUCUUGAUACUCUUAGUGCUUGCAAUAAUCAUUUACAAACAUUUGUUGAUUGCAUCGAGUUAAUGUAUGCACACGGAUCCGUCGUUUGUUUAUUAUGUGAUUACUUUAUUGAAUAUUUGAGACUAUUUUAAUUGUGAUAUGUUAACCAAAAUAGAAACUACUUACUCGUAGAAUGGGAACAAACGUAAAUUGAUCUGUUUUUGUUUAUUAUUGUAUUCGACGUAGGAAUGAGUAGGUUUAUUCUGUGCUAGUCUACAAUCGGCUCAAUAUUUGGGGUCUAGUUGCAUUUUAUUCGAAGCUCGAUUUCAUGUUAGUGCCACGAUAAUUGUGAACGUAAUACUAUUGGUUAACGGGAAUCAUGUUAAUGAUGAAACAAAUGCAAAAAUGAUGAAAUGCUUUAAUCCCUAUGGCAAAUACUAAAGCAUAUUCUCUUAAAAUGUAUUAUAUAUUAGAUGCAAAAAGAAAAUGGAGUAAAAUAUAUUGUGCUAGCUAACUAAAUGAUUAUUACUAGAGGUGAAGCUGAAAUUCAGCGUACGGCCGGCACUGGUCGCGAAGAGGAUACCAAAUGUAAUAAUGUAUUAUGUAACAAUACAAUGUAGGAACAAUAAUGUCGACGCCCCCUCCCCAAGUUUGAGUGUUUAUUUAGUCGAUGCAUUACCCAUUAGCAAUAACAGUUCUUGAAGAUAAGCAUUGAUAUUAUUGAUUGACGAGUCUGUCUGUAGGCGUAUUUUUUCGAGCAUUUAGCGAAUUUUAAUGAAAACUUGUACAGUACUCACGGUACUUAAAUGUUAUUCAAGACUAGUUAAGACGCCGUCACGAAAUCAAGCAACGUAGUCGCCUACAUUUGGAGAAGUACGCACGACCGUUAUAUGCAAGAAUCAAACGCAAAAAAAGCAGCAAUGGUUGGAUCAGCGAAAGCAAUGUAUUUAGUUCUACUACACUUGACGAAGGUUGAAAACCACGCAAGGCAUCAUUGUAAACGAAAAGACUUCUUCAGAUAUUUGCGCCAACACACGCAACGCAAAUGAAUAUCAUCAGAAUAUGUAUCAAUCUGAGAAACGUAAUAUCACUACGACGGUUUCGAUGCGGAUGGCCAUUCGAACACACACAAUACAAAAUGAUAACAUUUACAACCAUGAAGGGAUACUUUUCGAAUUGUAUUUUGUAUGAUAGUAUUCUAUUGUAUUGAAUGUACUACAUAUUAUAGUAUACAAAGAGGGUGUGAGGAACGCAUACACGCAACUUACAAACAAAACGACAACCAAGCUAAAUUUACACCAGUUCACAGUUAAUGCUGUACCGAUAUCCGCAUGGAGGACAUAGUACGACGUGACACUGAAUUGUAACUAAACAAACAGAAAUUUAUGAAGAUAUAUUGUAUUAAUGAGAUGUAAGGGGAUGUGUAUAAGUUACCAAUAAAUGUUAAUCAGUAAAUUA
This is a messenger RNA of Dalotia coriaria, 2804 nucleotides long. RefSeq names its product synaptogyrin (gene Syngr). Gene Ontology annotation, cellular component: synaptic vesicle membrane; neuromuscular junction. NCBI's taxonomy places the organism in Eukaryota, Metazoa, Arthropoda, Insecta, Coleoptera, Staphylinidae. The record is from RefSeq and is a predicted model, not a curated record. Bases 87 to 788 code for a protein of 233 amino acids. The transcript has 4 exons.